GGAUAAAGUCGGACCAGGCGUUUUCUCGAUCAUAACCUCCCCAGACCUCCAAAGUGCUGUCAUUCACGAGCAAGUCGAAACAGCAAACUCAUUGUUUCCACAUUAGAUAUCAAGCCAUUGCCGAUCUUCCUAAUGAUCUUCGUCCACGCCACGAUGCGAUAAAAGCUCGCUCCAAGAUCUUGGAUGAUGAUAUCGGUGUCUCGCCGUCUCAAGCAGCAGACAAUCCACAGAAGUACUUCGUUAUCUCCAGAAUUAUAGCGGGUCGCCCAAUGGACCAUUACGGUCUCCCCACGACGAUAUAUAGUCCGCAAGUCGCUAGAAUGACAGAGAAGUUUAGGAACAUCGAGACAGUCGAAGUAACAGAAGAGAUUGUCCGGCAAGCUAAAAAGCUAGUUUACAUUGGCACCAAGCUCUAUGGCAAUGAAGGGGAUCGAGAAAUUGAUCUGAAGGAACCCUUGGAGGAGAUUUUUGGGCACGCAGAGUGGCAGAAGGCGGUCAAUGGAAAGCGUGCAUAUCCAGGCGCUGUUUGGGACUUGUCCAUGGUUUAUGAGGGCAAGAAUGAGAAGGGGUUGAAAGGAAAUGCGCAACUGCAGGGACUUGUCUCCCGUCUGCACAUCAUUCAAGACUCUAAACGGGAAGGAAAGUACCUCGCCUCCAAUCUUCCCUGUAUCAAUAUUAGCAUCUCAAGCACAUCUUUCGAGGUUUGCCUCACGGUGAUGACCCAUGCACUUCUAGUGGACAAUGACUUUAAAAUGGACAUUCGAGGUGGUUUGCACUUGGACAAGGAUAUCCUCAUGGUCGCUCGUGCUUUGACAAUUCUGGCCGACGGUCUUCAAGACUUGAAGAAAUAUUACAAUGAUGUUCAAAUCCAGGGUGACAAGCGUGCCGAUUACCCUUUCCCCUCUCCUAUAUGUCAAGACACCCUCAAACUGCCAACCUAUGGGCCAUUGUCAUUCUUGGAAAGGCUCUCUCCGUCGGACAUCUUCACUGUUCCUGAUGUUAUACGCCCCGACGUCGUACAGAAGCAGAGCACCGCUGAUCGGUUCAAGUACUCGAUGCGCCUCUUCCGUGCUAUGAUGCCCGAUAAAACUGUUGUCAUCGUUAAAUCCACACCGACCUACAAUCCGGACGCUCAUGAGUUGUUGGCGGCCGAGGACCUCGCACCGAAACUUCUGUAUUACACGAAGGUCGUUGGCGAUUGGUGGAUGAUCGUGAUGGAGUAUUUGGAUCAAGCCCAGAAUGCAUAUACCUAUCUUCUCAACAGCCUAACACUAUCGCUUCCACAUUCAGUUUAUGAUGACGUCAAAACCGCACUCAGGAAGCUGCAUGAGAAGGACAUUGUAUUCGGUGAUGUUCGCCUUCAAAAUAUCAUGGUGGCAGCGGACAAGAAACGUGCGGAUCGUGUACGAGGAUACCUCGUUGAAUUUGAUUGGUGCGGCGUCGAAGGAGAGGCCCGAUACCCAAUAACGAUGUCUGACCUCAAGGUCUAUCGGGAAACUGGGAUGCACGCAUAUGGGAAAAUGCUCAUGUACCAUGACACAGAGUUAUUGGAGGGUUUGACGCACCUUUUCGACGCAGCCUAGGCCCUCAUUUGCACCAAUUCCUUAUUGUACUUUCUUGUAAUCUGUUGUGGCCGUCUAUCCUGUAUCUUACCUGUUUAAAACCCUCUAAAAUCGACGGAAAAGAUGUUACACUACCCAUCUAUCAAGAUUAGCAUGGCCCCUGCACAAGGAUGACAUGCUUAACGGCACAAUCUUCGGAGCACUUUCAGAGAGAAGGGAGGAAGGAAAAAACUCGUAAUGGUCCCGUUUUUGGAACAAGACUUGCCCUCAACAACAGAUAAGCAAACUCAAACCUCAUGCAUCAUGCGGCAGUUACUGACAGAGGCUUGUACCGAAUCCACUCUGCGACAUUCCCAUGGAACGGAUGUCUUGUAAAUUACUAGUGUGUAUAUAUUUAUGUAACAGCGAAUACUAGCUACAGAAUUUUACGCCACUUGAAUUAACUAGGGUCCGCUUAAGUUGGAGAGAAAGAGGGCGGGCGGGCUAAAUAUAGUGGAAGCGAGGCGAGUUUGGGUC
Molecule: messenger RNA, 2078 nt
Organism: Marasmius oreades (fairy-ring Marasmius)
Lineage: Eukaryota; Fungi; Basidiomycota; Agaricomycetes; Agaricales; Marasmiaceae
Exons: 5
Coding region: 270-1583 (437 amino acids)
Source: RefSeq, a predicted model, not a curated record